GAAGAAAGGAACACGAGUUCUUUCUCUCUUCGCCAUUUGCCCAAUACAAUAUCUGAUUCUUGUAUUCGAUUCAAUUGAUUCAAUAUUGUUGUUGAAACGGAAUUCGAUUUCGUCUUCUUAGGGUUUUUGAGUAUAUAAAAUGGCUAAUUCUAAGAGAGAAUGGACGGACGAUGACCGAGAUGAUGUGCAGGAGGACGCGGAAGAAGAGACGAGCCUUGAUGAUUACAGAAUUGCCUCGUCUUCAAGGUUUGGUCUGACGGAGCGGCUGGAAGAUAUUCUUGUGGAGGAAGGCGAUGGUGAUUUGCUUCUACAGAGGAACGAUCGGGAGGAGAAUGUUUUACAGUAUCUUUUGGCUCUCGACUUACAGGUUGUCGGUGCUUGCCGUGCUGAUGAGAGGUUGAAUCCUUUGUUGAAGCUGCACGUCUCCGGCGGUGCCUCCGAGGAUUGCUUGUUAUCUCAUCUUAGUCGACACUUUGAGCCCUCCGAAGUCGGGAUGCUGGCCAGAUGUUUGUGUAUUCCUCUGGUUUCCAUACGAGUCGGAAAGAUAAACAAGCAAGGGGCACUUCUGUGCCCAACUGAAACAAGGGGGAAUUUGGAUCUGACCCUUCUGCCCACGUCUGAUUUACGGAUCACAUUUGUUGGGGAUGAUGGUAAGACAGAGAUAUUGACAACCAUAAAGAGAGCCUAUCCCUUUGCUGCAUCAUCAGUUGAAAAGAUCUCGUCCGACAACUCAGGACGGUCCUUCCUAAUAAAGAAGAUGAUACCAAAAGGAGAGGUUUCUUACUUUUGGUGCUCUGAGAAAUCAAAAGUUAUUGGAGACGAGUUGCUUAACGAGAUGAAGGAUUUGAUGGAAAAGAAGCCGUCUCUUGCCGAGCUGACAGGUAUAUGUGAAUCCCGCCUUGACCUGUUUGCGGCUCAUAUACGAGCUUAUGCUGUCGAGUCAACUGCAUUGAACUCCAAUCCCGAGACGACAUUACACGACGAAGAUGUUGGACCUUCUUAUCAUCCUGCACAGUCUCGAAAGCAGCAUAUUUAUCUCCACCAAGGUAGCCUAGGUCCUCGGUCAAGUUCUUUUAAGGAGUGUCAACCUAGAAACCUGUCGCCUAUUAGCAACGCUGCAAAAGAAAAGCUUAAGAGACAGUUUUCUAGUAGUAGUAUCAAUGCAUCAUCGUUCUUGGACACGAAAGUGGACAACAAUCAACCUGAAGCAGUUGAGGAAUCUGAAUCCGAUGCCCUCCCGUUUCUUACCACCCUAUCAUCACAGUUGCCGCCAAUACUGCCUACUAUAUUUUCUCCAAGCCAAUACACAAACUUAUCCUUUAUUGCAGCAGCUGCGGCAGCUUCAUCGUCAUCGUUUCUACCAUAUAAUAAUAAUAAUACAAUUGCAUCCCAACAGAUUCCGGUUUCCUUUACAGAGCCAUUUUCAUUGCCGCCUUUAUCUAGUUUACUGACACCUUCGGUUGAUGAAGGUGAAAAUAGACUAGUUCUGCCACAGGGAUUCUUCCCCACAUUACUUCCAGUAGUAGCAUCUGGGUCGCAGCAAAUUCCGCCUUUCACUCCUUUGAUAUGUGAUCCGAUCGUUCACAUCCCGGUUAUUGAUAUGUUAUGCUCAUCGGGAGGCCAAGGGUACAUUGUUAGCAGUGCAGGACCGCCGCCUCUGCACCAAAACUUGGCGGUGGAUCCUAAUGUGGAGAAAGGGGCUAGGGAGACUUUGCGGAUGCUGUUAAGUGGUGGUUCUGCACAAAGCAAACCGCAGUUGGUAGGUAUGUUUCCAGGUGGUCUGACCGAAAAAACAGACAAGAGGCAGAGUGUUGUUGGAUUGGGAAACAGGGGCCAUUACAACACUGGUGUUGAAGAUAUAAAUAUUAUAUCCAGUAGGAUAUCUGCAUUGGGAUUGGUUUCUUCUCUAUCGUUGUCUGAUCAAGCAGUUUGCUUUGGGAAAAGAUGGAAUGGUAGCGGUAGUAACCAUGAAUAUGAUCGUGUGUCGGAGAUGUCUGUGCCUGCUUACAUGGAGAAGGAAGAAGAAAGAAGCGAGAAUGGCUCGGGAUUGGAAGAGGAUACGGCUUGACUGACAUAUCAGUUGGUGUUGUCAUUUGUUUGUGUGUUUGUUUGUUUGGUGAUUUUUGGAAAUGUAAAUGUGUCUUUUGUCUGCAAGCAAGUUGUUCAUAAUAUGGCUGGCAGAGAGGUUAAAAAGUAGUAAUAGUAGUAGUGUCUCGAUCUUUUUUACUAAAGGAAAAUAGACAUAUAAAAAGCAUUGAACCUUAUCAAUCUAUAUAUAUUUUUUGUUACUGUUAUUUAUUAUAAUAUAUGCAUUGGUUCA
Messenger RNA from Impatiens glandulifera, 2320 nucleotides. RefSeq lists its product as uncharacterized. Lineage: Eukaryota; Viridiplantae; Streptophyta; Magnoliopsida; Ericales; Balsaminaceae. Bases 140 to 2068 code for a protein of 642 amino acids. The transcript has 4 exons. The record is from RefSeq and is a predicted model, not a curated record.